GGUACAGAAGACCGACUUCCAUUGCGGCAUCGGACGAUCAUGACAUGUAUACAAAGGACCCAGAUGGAGCUAGUGAAAGUGAUGCCAGUGCCAACGGCGGAAAUGGAGGUGUUGCAUCCUGGUCGGUUUCAUUUGAAAGACUCCUUGCUGAUAAUUCGGGAAUACACGCGUUUGCGGAGUUCUUAAAGAAAGAAUUUUCGCAUGAAAACAUCUACUUCUGGACAGCUUGUGAACGCUAUCGUCGCCUUGAACGGCAGGCAGACCGCGAGCGGGAAGCUCGGGAAAUAUUCGAUGCUCACCUGGCAGACGGAGCGCUUGAGCCGGUUAACGUCGAUGCACAGGCCAGACAAAGCACCCAGGAUGGUCUUGCUACUGCGGAUAAAGAUCUAUUUAGUCAGGCUCAAAAGCAGAUCUUCAAUUUGAUGAAAUUCGACAGUUAUCCUCGGUUUUUGCGUUCAGAUCUACACAGACAAUGCGUGGCCGCCGAGGCAUCACACAAGAGGCUUCCAUUUCCCAUUGAUAAUAAGACUGAUGAAAAAUUAAGAAUUAGUUCUGCGCAACAAACUCCAUCAAAGUUAAAGAAAUCGCUUUCUAAUGCUGAAGAUCGUCGUCGUAAAAGUUUAAUGCCAUGGCAUCGCAAAACGAGAUGUAAAUCCAAGGAUCGCGGCGAGCAAAACUACAAAGGAGGUCAGGGUAGCGCGCUCGCCAAACAAAGCGCUUUGUCUGCGAGCAACGCGGAGGUGCAUAGUUCGGUGGGAUCAUUAGCUAGUUGGGACGCUGCUCUUAAUAAACAGCUGGAGAGUCCUUUCGAUGACACCCAGAUACCAGAUGCGAUGCCUAACAGAAGUACUUUAUGUCGCGUUGUUUUAUCGGAUGAAUCGACUGCUUUACUUCAAACACAACCAAAUGAUUCUGUUAGACAACUCAUUGAUAGAUUAUUGGAAAAACGUGGCAUACGAUAUAGAGCCUAUGAAGUUCAUAUUUCUGGAACUAAUAAGCCAAUAAAUGUGAUAGAUUCAUCGAGAAUUUUAGCUGGCAAAGUUGUUGUUGUAGAACAAAGAGUAGUUUUCAAAUUGGAUUUACCGAAUAAAAAAGUCAUUUCUGUGAAGAGCAAGAUAACGAAAACGUUAGGCGAAGUUUUAAGGCCAAUUUUGCACAAAUACAAUUACAAACUCGAUCUUGUUCAGGUGUUUUUAAAAGCUGAAGCAACUGAAAGUCUUGAUAUGUCAAAAUCAGUGUUAGUGGCAGAUGGCCAGAGACUUCUUGUCCAAUGCAGACCGGAAGGUUGGAUCGGUGAAGUAACACAGAUAAGUACAGCAGGCAUUUUGGGAAGUUCUGCAGCAAGAUUAAAGUUAGAAAUGAGUAUGAAUACAAAACCCCAAGAAACGUUUGCUGAAGGUGCCUCUCUCAAUGAAAUUACCAAUCGAGUUUUCGAAGAGUUACUUCAAGGCAAAUCUGAAGCACAGAAUCUCAAAGUCAAAUCUUUAGACCAGCAUUCAAUAAAAUCUGAAGAUUGUGGAUCGGAAACUUCAUCUGGAAUAUUCAGUCGGUUUCUAAGAAGGGAUUCUAAUAUGCCUUCUAAAAUGGCUAAUGGGCUUUCUAAGAAAUAUAACCAAUUUACAUCAAAAACUAACAAAGUGCCACUUCCAGAUGAACAAGCUACGGAAUCUCGGAAACCUCUCAUAGCCAAAUGGAAACCAGGUGCUAAAUUACAAGUUACUGGAAGACAAUCAGAAAGUGAUGAACUUCUAGAAGGACUAAACAGAGCACAGAGGGCGCGUCUAGAGGAUCAAAGAGGAACUGAAAUAAAUUUCGAGUUGCCUGAUUUUUUGAAGGAUGGAGAUAAUUUGCAAUCCUGUUCAAAACUACGAAAAAUUUUAAACACAGAUAACGACGGCGCCGAAUCAAAUGUAACGAGUGCCGAUAAUCCUGACACGUCUAAAUGCAAAAAUCCAAAUGAUGUUCCCACUCCCAGCAUUAGAUUAUCUCCUGGACACAAGCCUAAUCCUGCACCUAGGUUAUCUAUAGGUAGAGUUCAGAAUUUGCCAAGUAAGCUUGAAGAUAGAAGAACAAGCGAAUCACAAGUUCAAAUCAAAAUAAAUGCUCUUGAAAAAUGCUCAAGUGCAGGCCACAUUUCUUCUAGUUCAUUCAUGUUAAAUAACAAUUUUCCAAGAUCACCAGUAAAACCUGCCAACAAUCCUGAUAAAAGUUUUGUGUAUGCAGAUAAUAAAAACAAAAAUCAUUUUGAAGAUCAAAAAAUGAUUAAAGAUUAUGUCAAUCAGAAUCAAAUUAGUACUAAUGAAGGAUUUGCGAAUGAUAUUUUAAAUUGUAGUUUUCAAAGUAAUUCUAGUAGUGAUAGUGAUAAAUUAAAAAGUGCCUCCGAUCCACCCCCUUUGCCUCCAAAACCAAAAGUACUACCAAUGAAACCGUCUAACUGGGGUCAAAAUUUACAGACAGUUUCAUCUGAAGGUCAAUUGAAAACUCCCCAAGAACGUUUGAGGAGCUCAAAUACAGAAAAUAUAUUAAAGCGAGCUAUUUACUUAGAUCAACAUAAUAGUAGUUUUGUUUGA
This is a messenger RNA of Ctenocephalides felis (cat flea), 2570 nucleotides long. Its product is annotated as regulator of G-protein signaling loco-like. The record is from RefSeq and is a predicted model, not a curated record. The transcript has 11 exons. Gene Ontology annotation, biological process: signal transduction. NCBI's taxonomy places the organism in Eukaryota, Metazoa, Arthropoda, Insecta, Siphonaptera, Pulicidae. Gene Ontology annotation, molecular function: GTPase activator activity. Bases 45 to 2570 code for a protein of 841 amino acids.